Uranotaenia lowii is the source of this 3908-nucleotide messenger RNA. Its product is annotated as zinc finger protein hangover. Gene Ontology annotation, cellular component: nucleus. NCBI's taxonomy places the organism in Eukaryota, Metazoa, Arthropoda, Insecta, Diptera, Culicidae. Gene Ontology annotation, biological process: regulation of transcription by RNA polymerase II. Bases 159 to 3857 code for a protein of 1232 amino acids. The record is from RefSeq and is a predicted model, not a curated record. The transcript is spliced from 10 exons. Gene Ontology annotation, molecular function: zinc ion binding; DNA-binding transcription factor activity, RNA polymerase II-specific; RNA polymerase II transcription regulatory region sequence-specific DNA binding.
UAUAUAAAAAUGAGCGUGUAGGAACUUUUUGCAAAGCAGAGGUCCUGUUUGCCGAUCGGUGAAAUCGUUUUAAGGAAACCUGCGGAAAUGAGCGUAUUUUUGCCUUCGAUGGAGAGUAGUUGAGGCUGUUAGGUUGUUUGCCGGAAAUCGUACACAAAAUGAAUCCAAAAAAUUGCUGCCGGCUUUGCCUGGCGCCGGAAACAGAAUGUGUCCAUAUUUUCAAUAAUUUUGCGGCGGACAAACAACGUUUAGACAAAAAAAUAUACUCGUGUGUCCAUUUACAAGUUGUUCCGGAAGACAGCUUAUCUGCUAACAUUUGCCAUGCUUGUAUAAGCUACCUUAAUUCAUGGCAAAGUUUUAAAAAUCGUUGCGACGCGGCUGACCGAAAACUUCGCAAUAAUAGCAACCAAGAUGUCUCCAGCAGAGAAUGUUCCUCGGAAUGUACGGCUUCCAACUUGGAUCAGGUAAAAAAAAUUGGUGCUAAUUGCGCACUGGAGAACGGAUCUGCCAAGGAAAAAAAUGGCGUCAAUUCUGAUACCAUUCAGCAGCUAGAAAAGCUGAGAGAAAACGGCAUUAAUAUUAUAUUAGCAUCUGCCAAUUCUAUAAAAUCAAAAGUUGAACUGGAUCCAAUCAAAAAUGAACCGCAAUCGGAAGGUGAAAAUGAGGAGCGUGAUGCGGUCCAGGAACUAGAUUCUUCUCAAUUUUUUGCGGAAUCCCUCGAUACCAACAGUAAAGAUCUAGGCAACAGUUUCGAUGUAGACUAUAAAAGUACUGUACAAGGUUGUCUGAAGACAUUAUUCGAGAGCGAGAGAGAUCAACGCCAGCAAAUAGCCGCGUGUUCAGUGUGCGAUAUAACCUUUUCCAAUCGAGCCAACGCUCGUCGUCAUGAGCGCAACAUCCAUGGCUUGGUUCAAAUCCAGCACAACGAAGGUGAAGAAACGGCCAGUAUUUGCACUUCGACUGGUAUACCAAGAAUCGAUCUCAAGCAAAAGAUAAAAAUGAGACUGAAAUCUCAAAACGAGUCGUACGAUUACAGCAACCCGAUUAAGUAUAGCCAUCUUGUCACACCAAACAAACUGGCCUUCAUCCUGAACAAUGCAGAAUUCCUGCAGCAGGCACAACUCAUGAGCUGCAACUGUUGUAAUAAACGAUAUCCAUCCUACAAGUAUUUUAUGAGUCAUAUGCGUAAAAAAUAUCGUAAUUUGCCAAGAAAUGUGUGCUUCAAGUGUUUGAGGCAAUUUGGAAGUAAGGGACAGUUCAUCGGACAUUUGAAACGAAAAAGUUGUAUCAACUUGUAUGCAGUGGUUAUGGCGGAUGAAUCCUUAUCUAGAAUGGCUUCUGAAAAAGUAAAAAGUAUAGAUCCUUUUACCGACGAAGCCGCCAACAAUAAAAGCUAUGGUUGCAAAAUUUGUAACCAAGAGUUCAAACAGAAGAUCAACCUCCAUCAACACAUCUUGGAGAGUCAUCCCGAGGUUGAAAGGAACAAGGCAAGUUCUUCGUCUUCCUGUAAAUCAUGUCAACAAACUUUCGACAAUCCCGGUCUGCUUGGAGAGCAUUUAAAAAAUUACGAUUGUAUAAUUUUUAUUCUAUGCUGUUCGUGUGGAGAACGUUUCGAUAAUAAUUCAAAACAUGUUGAUCACGUUCAUCAGUGCCGUUUGCUUUCACAAACAGUAGGACAAGAUGAAUACGGAUAUGAUGUGUUUGAUCAGGAAGGCGUAACGUCGUCUUCCCAAUUGCGGAAUCCUCAGAAUUGCCCAGUUUGCAAUAAACAAUACAAUAAUUAUUAUAACGUAUUGCGUCAUAUGGAAGCAAAACAUCCUAAUCAGUUGCCUCAAAUCUAUCAGUGCUGUAAAUGUUCUGAAGGAUUUCCCAGGCAAACGGAGCUACGAGAUCAUAUGCAAAGCACACAUGGUGAAAGUGCUUCAAGACAUUCAAAGCAACAGAGUUCCGUUCAGGAACAGGUUUUAACGGGCAAUAAAACACGUUUCAGUUGCAUGGAGUGCGAUAAACCAUUUUCUCAAAUGGGAGAUUGGAUUGAUCAUCAACAUUUAGAACAUGGUAGUUUUAUAUGUUUAAAGUGUGACUUCCGUUGUAACACCCGGGAUCCGUUUAUCAAACAUUGUUUUAAAGACCAUAAUAAUUUCACUCCUGUUACAAAGGUGCAGCUCUAUUCCUGUCAGCAAUGUUCAAACACCUACAGUUCUAUUGACGCUUUGCAAGGACACAUAAAGGGACAACACACAACGAAGGUCGACGAUGUGAUAAACCAAAAAAACGAAGAAAAAGAUUUGGUGAAAGUAUCCAAUUCAUCAACCGGCAGUGGUUUAGAUGAAAAUAACAGCAUGGCUGUACAUCGUAAAACUCUCAACUGUGGGUUGUGUGAUUUUGUUUUGACAGAUAUCGAUGCUCUUCGUCAGCACAUGAGCGAAAUUCAUGGAAUGGAUAAAAAGUUCUUCUACUGCAAUCAGUGUAAUGCGAAGUUUAUGAACGAUAAAGGCCUUCGUGUUCAUUUGUUCCGCCAACAUGGUAUCCGUGAUGAUAUACACGCCAAUAAUUUAGGUAUAUCCUUACUGAACCCAUUAACUUUCAUACAUCAGGGUGCACUAAUAGCUGACGAAACGGUAGGGAUCGAUAGUGCUCCAGCAGCAUUCGAAUGUCAAGUGUGCCAUACAGUGUAUAUGACGAACGAAGACUUAAAUACUCACACUCAAGCCGUUCACAGCAAUUUGGAGAGACUGCCGGAAACCAGCGCACCACAAAUUCAGUUAUGGUUUCAAUGUCGCUAUUGUUCCGAAUGCUUCAACACCAGUAAAAGACUCAGUAUGCAUAUGAAUACGCACGAAGAAUAUGAUCAAACCGACCAUUCUUGUAAAGAUUGUGGAGGUGUUUAUAGUACUAAAAAAUCUCUCUGGGUCCACCGGUACAAAAAACAUCCUAAAGUACCGAACCCAUCAAGCUGCGAAUUGUGUUCAAAAACGUUUUUCGAUAAAACAGAGCUGUCCUAUCAUUCCUUACAUGCGCAUAGCGAAACAACUGUCGGUAGUAGGAAUGCAGACAAUUUACGUAUCUCUUCUCUCGACGGUGGUCAAUCAUCACGUGCUCCUCCAGGCCGGACUCAAGAGGAAGCUACCUAUCAGUGCGAUAUGUGUCAAAAGACUUUUCAUAUUCUGAACGCUUUGCAAGUGCAUAGGGGCUGGCACUUUCGGUCACCAGAUGGAAGAAAGGUUCGCAAUCCAAUUGACAUAUGGCAACCAGAUCAAUUAGCCCCGAGUAAAGUAAAGCGGCUGUCACAAUCUCAUCGCUCGCCGUCUACUUACGCUAUAGCAGCUGUUGAUAAAAGUCAUAAGCACGCGGAGGCUGAAGUACAACUUAACGUUAAGCAGUUGAGUGGUUCUGAAUUGCCAAAUAAUAACAAAUUGAACGAGCGGUCUGAUAUGCAAAAAGCGAUUGAAGAGAAAAAUUUCAGUAUGAAAACUGAGCAAAGGAACGUAAACGAGUUUGAAGAUACAGAUGAAACUAAGUCAAAGUUCGCAGAACACAACCACAUGGAAAGCGCGGUUUGCUCGAAGAGUGAGGUUGCAAAUAUUUCACAAUACUCUUGUGAGUUGUGUCUAUUACAUUUUACAUCGGCAAAUGCACUUCGACAACACGUGUCAGAACAUUUCGUCAACGGUGGAUUUGAGGCCAGUAUUCAAGUGUCCAACAAAGCGAAAGAACACAGAAGCAGUCCUACAGAUUCAACAAGCUCGAGCAUUGGAAGUAGCAGCAGUGACACGUCUAGUAGCGAAGACACAUGUGAUACUGAGAAAAAGGUUGAGCAUCAUAAUGCUAACGUACGUUACAAUCCCAAUACGUAGGUGACUCUUAAAAGUCUUCACGGAAAUAAAAUAUUACUAGGUUGGUACCCA